Messenger RNA from Salvia hispanica, 1271 nucleotides. RefSeq names its product S-adenosyl-L-methionine-dependent methyltransferases superfamily protein. Lineage: Eukaryota; Viridiplantae; Streptophyta; Magnoliopsida; Lamiales; Lamiaceae. Gene Ontology annotation, cellular component: nucleus. Gene Ontology annotation, molecular function: mRNA 5'-cap (guanine-N7-)-methyltransferase activity. The record is from RefSeq and is a predicted model, not a curated record. Gene Ontology annotation, biological process: 7-methylguanosine mRNA capping.
CUUCACGGCUUUGAGGUUUAUUGAAAAUAGGAUGCUGAGUUCAUUCCCUCCUCCGCGCCCCACCGACUCAAUCCACCACCGUCUAAUUCACUUCGUCAAAGCUGCUCUCAUCAACAUCUUCGUCUCCCCUUACGCUACCGUUUGUGAUUUGUACUGUGGCAAAGUGCCCGAUGAGGAAAAGUUGGAUGAAGCUCAGAUUGGUCACUACAUUGGCAUUGAUGUUGCUACAUCUGGGGUGAAUGAAGUGAGGGAGGCAUGGGAGAGUCGACGGAAGGCUUACACUUCUGAGUUUCUUGAGUUUGAUCCUUGCAUUGAAGAUGUGUGCUUGCAUUGGAAAGACAAGGAGAACAAGGCUGAUAUUGUUUUCUGCAUGGAACAUUUGCCGUUGUGUGUGGAGAAUGAGGAGAAAGUGAGGAGAUUGUUGCACAAUGUCUCGUCUUUGCUGAAGCCGGGAGGUUAUUUUCUUGGUAUUACUCCCGACUCAUCUACUAUAUGGGCUAAGUACCAGAAAAAUGUGGAAGCUUACCACAAUAAAGCUGUUGGACUGAAGCCCAACAUAUUUCCAAAUUGUAUUAGGUCUGAGAGCUACAUGAUUACCUUUGAAGUUGAGGAGGAGAAGUUCCCAUUUUUUGGAAAGAAGUACCAGCUGAAAUUUUCUGGUGACAUGUCUGCUGAAACUCAUUGCCUAGUCCACUUCCCAAGCCUGAUCAGGUUGGCAAGAGAUGCUGGUCUUGAGUAUGUUGAGAUACAAAAUCUUACUGAAUUUUAUGAGGACUACAGAGCACAAUUAGCAGGAAUGCUCAUGGACGCUGGCCAUAAUAUUGUUGAUCAAAGAGGACGGCUUCUUCAGAGAUCAUAUGAUGUCUUAGGUCUAUACACCACAUUCAUCUUUCGGAAGCCAGAUCCAGAUAUCACCCCUCCUCUCAUGACCCCAUUAUUGGAAGAUGGAAACUACAAUCACGAUGAGGUUCCUCUGGCGGCACAGAGCGAAUGGCAAGCAGCUGUCUGGAGAGACGAGGAAAAGAUUGUCCCUCCUGAGUCGAGUUCAGGACCGGGUAAGAUAAGCGAGCAGAAAGGCAUACUAGGUCCUGGUCCAGCAGAACUGCGAUUUCCAGAAGCUAUUUGAGGAAAGCAAGCAACAGUUGCAGUGGACAUUAAUUUUAUGAUAUUUGAUGGAUAGCAAAUAUGUACAUUAGUAUAUGUGUUGGGAUUUCUUUUCUACUUAUGUAAACUCGGACUACAACAAAGUUUUACUAGUACUUUUUUAGUUA